Molecule: messenger RNA, 2774 nt
Organism: Pyricularia oryzae 70-15
Lineage: Eukaryota; Fungi; Ascomycota; Sordariomycetes; Magnaporthales; Pyriculariaceae
Product: C6 zinc finger domain-containing protein
Exons: 3
Coding region: 246-2420 (724 amino acids)
Biological process (GO): positive regulation of transcription by RNA polymerase II
Cellular component (GO): nucleus
Molecular function (GO): zinc ion binding; transcription cis-regulatory region binding; DNA-binding transcription factor activity, RNA polymerase II-specific
Source: RefSeq, a predicted model, not a curated record
CUGAUCGAUGCAAGUAUUUGGCGGCCGUGGUUGGCUUUUGAUUGUUGUUGCUCGAAAAUACAAGAUCAAGUGGUUUUGUCAUCUGCUCUCGUCUCGACGGAUUGAUUCAUAAUUGAUCAAACUAACACAUUUUUCACACUGUUUCUUUACACUCAAAAGUUCCCCAGUCGCGCACCCCCUUGGCCACGCCAAAAUGGUCGUUGCAGCUUCGUCUGCCGCGCCUUUUGUAGCCUCCCACGUUGGACAUGAUGCAGCAAGAAUUGCCAGCAACCAAACCUGAUGAACAAACAGCAACCUCCAAAAAGAAACGGACACGGUCGGGGUGUUUAAACUGCCGACGGAAGAAAAGAAAAUGCGAUGAAAAUAAACCAUCCUGCACUAGAUGCAGUAGAGUUAACGAGGAGUGCAAAUGGGGCGUUCGUGUUGGCUUUCGCCCUGUGAACCCAUUGACCUGGGUUGGGCCAUCCUCUGAGCAGAGCUUACAGGCUCCGAGUCCGCUGCUUCCCCCGUCCUCUUCUGGUCAGUUCGAGAUUGUCGACCUGACUAAGGCCAUCGUUUACGAAUAUGCGGGGCCAGAAGAGAAGCCAGCAAGGUCCGGGGACCUACGCAACACGACCGGCAAUCCCAAUCCGUCUUCGGCAAACCGUCACAGCCUUUCCCUCCUCGUGGACGGUCGGGGGGAUGCGACGCGCGAACCACCAUCAGGCUCUCUGGGGGACCUGGUCGAAAAUACACCACCAGAAUCACUGAUAGGCGUCAUUCAAAACCGCCGAGGCUCAAAGGAAACAUGCUUAUCAUCAGAGGCACCCACCCACACGCCUUGUGCUGCAGACAGCCUCGAGCUUGCCUCGAGUUACCACAGCCCACAUUCGCCGCUAGCAGAGCACGCAUUCGCCGCGGCCAACCUGCUGUCCCUGCGCGAUCAGGCACCGCCGCCACUCCUGCCCCAGGAGGCCCGUCCAAGCUUGGGCGUAACCUCCGUGUCCGUUCCGGCGGCCAAAUCUGUGGAUACGACCACCGUUGUCAUAACUGAGGCUCCCCCAGCUCCCGUCGGCGAAUUUCUAUCGGAUUAUGGUUACAUUCUCAACAGCGAUGGAAGCCUGCUUCCGGGCCCAACGUACUUUGGCCUGCACAAUACUCUGAGGGACCGCCUCAUCCAGGAAAGCUUAUCUAGGCCCAGCACCCCUUCUCCCAGCUGCGAGGAUGAUGUGGACAUUCAACCAAGCAUGCAAGCUGAUAGGCUUGACCACGGGGAUGGGAGCGCCUUGAACCUCAAACCUGACGAGGAGUAUCUCCUCUGGAAAAACUGGAUCGAUGAGGUGUGCCCUUGGCUCGAUAAAUUUGACUGUCAAGAACACUUUCGACUCAGCCUGUCCAAGAUGGCUAGUUCACAUCUUCACCUCAAAUACUCUAUAAUGGCAGUCUCUGCCCGGCAAAUGGAAAGGCAGAGAGGACCCCAGGGGCCUGCCAUUCCCAGUAGCCUUGCAUUGUACCAACAAGCCAUUCACCACCUUCUCCCCCAGCUGGCAACCCGUAGCACGGCAGUCAUCGCGUCAUGCGUCCUGCUUUGCGUUCUGGAGAUGCUUAGCUCCUCACCAAAAGCCUGGCAAAGGCACCUUGAUGGCUGCGCAACCCUCCUACAGGCCGUUCCCAUCCAUGGCUUCUCUGGAGGAGUGGAUCAAGCACUGUUUUGGUGCUUUGCUCGCAUGGACUUGGCCGGAGGUUUGAUAUCAUCCACCAAGACCCUCAUACCACCACGAGUUUGGACUUCCGAGCCGUCUCUUUCUUCCGCUCUCUCCCUGUUUCAAUCGCACAAAUCCUGCGAUGUAUAUGCAAAUCAGAUCGUCUUUCUCACUGCACACGUCGUCGAGCUGCUUCAUGGUUCUGUCUCGCCAGCAGAAACCAUAGGGCCUCACGGUCGUUCCGGCACUGGUGGCCCUCUCCCCGUGGACUCAGGCAGCCCCAACCUGGCUGGCAGGUGGGAAGAGCUGGCCGGGGCGGUGGAAACCUGGUAUGAGCGACGACCUCAGGAGAUGGAACCCGUCUUUACCGUCGGCACGGGCGACACUACCUUCCCAACGUUACUAUUCAGCAACCCGGCUGCCAUCUCAGGCAAUCAGGUAUACCACACUGCGGCUUUGCUCCUGCUGCAGUACCGGCCUCCGCGGGCCCGUCUGCCGCCAAAAAGCCGCUCUUUACUCUGGCACGCGAGGCGAAUCAUCGGCAUCUCGCUGUCCAAUACGCACCACGGGUGCUGGACAAACAGCCUGCAGCCCAUAUGGAUAGCGGGGAGGUGCCUCAGCAGUCCCGAGGAGCAUCGGGUCAUACUGGACCUCUUGGCGAGGAUCGAGACGGAGAGCGGCUGGGCGACGAAAUGGAGGGCCGACGAUCUUCGGGAGUGGUGGGGCGUACCCGAGUAGCCAAAUAGCCGUCGGUAUGUGGCGGGGAGGUUGGCAAAACUAUGGUUUUCUUUUUUUUUUUUUUCUCUCUUUUUUUUUCCGGUUCACGUAAGAAUGUGACACCCCUUAUUACGACGGGCCCUUAUUUUGGGUAUGAUGGCCUGGGCAGGUUAUGAUGUUUGUAAGGAGUUUACUAUUUGGCAUGAUGCGUGCAUUUGUUACUUGUUUUAAAAAAGGAGAAUACCACGUAAGGACAUGGUGGACCGGGAAAUUUAAUAGUACCACAAGUUGAUGAUGCGGCUGCUUAUCCCUCUUCUGUCGACUGGAGUCUGCCCUUGCAGGGAUCAAUCAUGUACGCUACUGACUCGUGCUGGC